Messenger RNA from Ictidomys tridecemlineatus (thirteen-lined ground squirrel), 726 nucleotides. RefSeq names its product olfactory receptor 4A47. Gene Ontology annotation, cellular component: membrane. Lineage: Eukaryota; Metazoa; Chordata; Mammalia; Rodentia; Sciuridae. The record is from RefSeq and is a predicted model, not a curated record. Gene Ontology annotation, molecular function: olfactory receptor activity; G protein-coupled receptor activity. Gene Ontology annotation, biological process: G protein-coupled receptor signaling pathway.
AUGGAACAUAGGAACAAUGUAACUUACUUUGUCCUCUUGGGCCUCACACAAAAUCCAAAGGAACAGAAAGUACUUUUUGUUAUAUUCCUGUUAUUUUACAUUUUGACCAUGCUAGGGAACCUGCUCAUUGUCCUAACUGUAACCUUCAGUAAGACCCUGGACUCUCCAUUGUACUUCUUUCUUGCUAACUUAUCAUUUUUGGAUAUCAUUUAUUCAUCAAUUAUUUCCCCAAAAUUGAUUUCAAAUUUGUUCUUAGGAGAAGUUAUCAUAUCUUUCAAGUUUUGCAUGUUACAGCUCUUUGCAGAACACCUUCUAGGUGGGUCAGAGAUCUGUCUUCUUUUGGUGAUGGCUUAUGAUCGUUAUGUGGCCAUCUGUAAGCCCUUGCAUUAUUUGGUUAUCAUGAAGCCAUGGGUGUGUGUUAUGCUGCUGGUAGUUUCCUGGGCUGGAGGUUUUCUGCAUUCAGUAAUUCAGCUUGUCACUAUUUAUGGGCUCCCAUUCUGUGGCCCCAAUGUCAUUGACCACUUUAUGUGUGACAUGUACCCCUUAUUGCAACUUGUCUGUGUUGACACCUAUGUCACUGGCCUCUUAGUGAUUGCCAAUGGGGGACUGAUGUGCUCUAUUGUGUUUCUGCUCUUACUCAUGUCUUAUGCUGUCAUCUUCCACUCUCUGAAGAACCUGAGUCAAGAAGGGAGGCGGAAAGCUCUCUCCACCUGUGGCUCCCACAUC